CCUUUUUCGGAUACCCGCUUUGAAUAUAGAUCAGAAGAAAGCCGUCAAUAGACGGCGCUGUAAUCGUUUUUUUGUAUAGCAACCAUCCAAAAACAUAAACAAAUAUGUCAAGUACAACAAAAACAACCUAACUAAAUUAAUAUUUAUUUAUUUUAUCUGAAACCAAACAACUAGAUCGAAAAUAUAUAUAAUUAUAUAUGUAUAUAUAAUAUGAGCUCAUUUAAUUCUGCAACAUCUUAUAAUUUUUAUGUUACCAAUGAUUGAACCAAUGACAGGAUAGCGUAUAAAGUCAUGGCAGAUGAUCCCAAUAGAGAUUAUUUGCCAAGAGAUAAUUCUUACUUAGAAAGCUACAGAUCUAUUAAUGCAUUACACAUAGAUCCUCGGGAGCGUUUGGUGAUCAGCAAAUUGAACCGCGAUAUUUUGGAAGACAAGUAUCUGAGACUGAUCGAAGAGUACCAAGAGUUGAAAAAAUUAUGCAACUCUCAGGAAGACAAAAUAAAACGUUUAACUACAAAACUUAUGCGAAUAUCAGCCUCGCCCUCAAGACCUUACACUGCUUCGACGAUAAAUAUCAACAAUGACAAAGACCGCAUCGCGAGUUUGACGCUAGAAAUUAACAAGCUCAAAGAAAAGAUACACGUCUACAGAACCCAACUAUUAAGUCACGGUAUCCUGCGAAGAUCAUGUUCGCAAAUUAGACGAGUGCCAAAUUGCAGUUCAGGCACCACAACAUUUCGAAGCGAAGGCAGACCUAUUAAAUUGGUUCAGUGUCCAAAUUUCGUUGGUGAUAGAGAAGAAAAUGUUGAUAAUCAAAAUGAAAUUAGGAUUGAGGAAUUGGAAGUACAAAAAAAAACUUUAAUAAAUCGUAUUAAAGAAUUAGAAAAUAAAUUAUCGGUUGCCAAAAAUGAAAACCAAAAGGACAAAGUUACUGAGAAUGUCGAGUACAUAAGAGUGUGGCGGCAAAUGAAACUUCAGCAGGAAAAAUUAGUGGAAUAUGAAUCAAAAAAUAAAUUAUUGGUCGAUCAAGUCGAAGAACUGAAGACUAAAAUAUGCGAAGCUAAAAAAAGCUGUGGACGCGUGACCACGACGUUUGUGGAUAAAAAAUUGAUGAGUCAGUUGGAGGAACAGAUAACGCGGUCCCAAAAUUAUCAGUCAGCUCUGCGGGAGAAGGAGGAGCAGAUCCGCGACUUCACUAGCGAAAUCAAGAUCCUGCAGCAGCACAACAACGAGCUGAUUGAGAUAAGCACCAAGUACAGCCAAGUGGAAGUAGAGAAUAUUGAGCUUAAGAAGCAGUUGGCGGAUAUGAUGACCGAUAAUCAUAAUUUGAAGUGUGUCUGCAGUCAUGAGCAGGCUAAUAUUGAGGCACUCAAGGCUGCUAAUGCUCAGUUGAUUGAUAAAUUGCAGGAAAUGCAACGUAGUAUGGAUGUACUGAUUAUUCAAUCAAAGUCACCUAAAAGUCACAAAGAAAAAAUAGAUAAAUCAUAUAAAUGCUGCGAAGGAUGUAAUUGUAGAAAUACUGCCAAUUAUCAAAGUGACGUUGAUUCAAAUAAAAAUAAAAACGAUGAGUACAAGUCACCAAGAAAACCGGCAAUUAAAAAUAUCACUUAUGUCGAGUGUGGAAGCCAAACAGAUUUAUUUGACCGAAGUGAUUUUAUUCAAGUUAAAAACUUUUGCCGUGAAAAAAAUAAAUGUGACAAUAAUAGUGACGAUGAUGUUAAAAAAAAAAAUGACAAUUGUGGUAAUUUAUCAGCAGAAACAAUGCUCAAGUUACUUGAUGAUGCGCAAAUAAAUACACCUCUAGAUGCACAGAAUGUGGCCAAAAUAAGAUCUUUAGAAGGAUUGAGCCCUAGACAUUAUGGCGAAUCGAGUAAUAGACAGAGCUCAAGAUCUUUUUCAUCGCCUACUCAGAUCCAUGAGUACUCCAAAGGGCCCAAUGACUCCGAGCACUGUAAAUUUAUUGAAACGAUCUGCAAUUUAUUGAGAGACUAUUGGAACAGUCAUUGCAGCGACAAGUCGGCAAUAAAUUAUCAAAAAGUACAGCAGAGUAUAUUAGAAUCUUUCAAUAAUCAGCGGCCGGAAAAGCUGACGAGAAGUGUGUGCUUUGAUCGGCAGAGUAAUACCGAAGUUGAAUAUUGCAAGUGUGUUUCCUCGAACUCGUCUGAUGAGAACUGGAGUACCCGAGAUACCCCGACUUGUGCGACUAUAAAUAAAGACAAAGUUGUUUUGCCGAAAAAAAAUUUAAAUUGUCAGACGUGUGAGAGAUGCAUACAAUUAAAUAAAUUAAAUAAUUGCACUUGUAGCGGAAAUACUGAUAAGAAUGACAAUGAAUUUUCCCCGAUUUCGAUAAGUGACCAAGAAGGAUUAGUCGAGAUUCAUAUUCUGUCUUUUCUGCCUUCAGAAUUCGCGGUAAAUAAUUUUUUUAUCAAGUACGACUGCGUGUCACAGCCGUCAUUAUUUUUGAGCUGUGAUUUUUGUCACGAGGAAUCAAUUUCUACGUCGACGAUAAAAUAUCCUCAAUUGAACUUCAAUUCGUCUUAUGUUUACCGUGUGUCGAAUUUAAAAAAAUUUUUCAACUGUAUUUUGAAUGACUAUAUUUAUUUUCAACUCUGCGCGCUUUAUCGGGACAGAAAGCCUCAAGUUAUUGCCUUUGGAAAAGUAAAUGUAAGAAAUAUUCUUGAGCAUCCGCAGAAAAAAAUUAAUUACUUUAUUGGCAUGGAAUGCCCGCCGUGUUAUCAGUGCGAUAAUUUCGGAAAAUUAUCUCUGUGGAUAAGACUGAGCUGUGAUGUUGACAAAGUCAGAAAAUAUUGUAGACUAAAAUGUUUUGAUAAAGAUAUUAAUUCAAUUGAGAGUCAAGAAAAUUCUAUCUCUAGUCCAAAAAAAGCUGAUCCAGUUUCACGGCAUGUCCAGCAAACUAAUGAUAAAAAUAAUAAUAAUAAUGGAAUAGACAAGAGUUCAAAGAGUUCUUCGAAAGUUCCAUCGGCUCUUCAUUCACCUGACACUAUUUCCCGACAAUCAAAGUCGUCGUUUUUAAAAUCACCGACACAUGGAGAAAGUUCUAAUGAAUCAAAAAAUUUUUCUAAGCACUCGAGUUUAAACAGUACAUUUAUUAAGAAAGAAAAACAAUCAGAAACCUCUAGUAUAAAUUAUUCUACUCCGCAAAUGUCAAGUCUAACAGAGCCUCGGGAGUCCGUAAUUACCAAAAGUUCAAAUACUGUCGAAUUUUCUGAUGCAAGUCUGAUAAAUUUUUCUAACCAAAUGAGGGAUGAAGAUAAUAAUGUAAUAGUAAUAAAAAUAGAUCGAUUAAAAUUAUAUAAAAACUGUCCGGUAUUAAAAAAUCCAGACAUUCAUCAAUUAUACAUCGAAUUUUCAUUUUUAGGAUAUCGAGGAUCUGAGUUAGAAACGAAAUCAGUAUCGAAACCUCAAUCGUAUCACGAUGAAAUGUACUUUAAUUAUACUAAAAAAUUUAAACUCGAUGAAAAUGAAAACCCCCAACAGUGGAAUAAACUACGGGCAAUGUUAAAUGGCGCUGAAGAUCCAAAUAUUCAAUUUAAUAUCGUAAGUGAACCGUUAGAAAAUGAAGUUGAAAAAGAAUGCGUCGAAGUCGGCCGCGCGUACUUUGAUUUAAAAAAACAACUGGACAGUGGCAGCGACGAUAUUUUUCUAACAGUAAUGAAUUUAGACGAAACAAAUGCUAUGGGAAUUUUGAAGAUCACUUGCCUUGGUAUCAAUGCAUUCCGCGACCGUUUUUCAAAAUCACCGACAGCCAAAUCCCCUCAAAAAAUAAACUAAAAAAUAUAAAAUUAAUAUACUCUGUGUUUUAAAUUUUUUGUAACUGUUUACACAACAAAAAGAAAUUUA
This is a messenger RNA of Microplitis mediator, 3858 nucleotides long. RefSeq lists its product as uncharacterized. Bases 292 to 3789 code for a protein of 1165 amino acids. Gene Ontology annotation, biological process: non-motile cilium assembly. Gene Ontology annotation, cellular component: ciliary transition zone. Lineage: Eukaryota; Metazoa; Arthropoda; Insecta; Hymenoptera; Braconidae. The transcript has 16 exons. The record is from RefSeq and is a predicted model, not a curated record.